UAAUUAAGCAUUUUGAGCAUGAAUCCUAGUAUUAAGCAUGGCCAUUUACUUUCUCCGACAUUGCUUAGCCGUACAUAAAUAAACAUCAAAAUCUUGAUCAUUAUAUAAAGCCAAUUGAAAAAUACAGUUAUUGUAGUUAGAAUACAAAAAGAAAAAAAAAAUUGUUUAUUUUUAUAAAACAUUUAGCAUUAAUGCAGGCCUCCUCGUCGAAAUUUGAUCCCUAUGAGCACCUAAAAGUGGUGCUCAACGAUGACGGAACCCUAACCCGCCUCGUGGCCCUCCCCACAACUCCGGCGACCGGAGAAUCUGCUACCGGCCAUGAAGUGCUCAGCAAAGACGUAACCCUAAACGGCCAGAAGAAGACAUGGAUGAGAAUCUACAAGCCGGCUCAGAUCGCGGCCAGCGAGAAGCUGCCGAUCAUAAUAUACUUUCGGAACGGCAGCUGGAUCGGCUUCAACGUGGCGGUUUCCAUCCUCCACGAGAAUUGCAACAAGCUCGCGGCCCAGGUUCCGGCGAUCGUCGUCUCCGUGGACUACCGCAACGCGCCGGAGAAUCGCCUGCCGGCGCAGUACGAGGACGCCAUGGACGCCGUGAAUUGGGUGAAAAAUCAAAACCGCGGCGGCGACACGUGGCUCAAAAACCACGGAGAUUUCUCCAGGUGUUACCUCUACGGCACCAGCUGCGGCGCCAACAUCGCGUACCACGCGGCGCUGCGAGCCCUGGAUGAGAAUCCGGACGGCAUGACGAUCGCCGGCGUGAUUCUGAACCAACCGUUAUUCGGCGGGAAAAAGCGCACCAGAUCUGAGCUGAAGAUGGCGACGGACCAGUACUUCCCGCUGCCGGUAAUCGACGUUCUCUGGGAGUUAGCGCUGCCGCCGGGGGCAGAUCGCGACCACCGAUACUGUAACCCUAUUAAGGAUGGAGCGAGCAAGGCGAAACUGGCGAAAUUGGGGAAAUUUCUGGUGAUCGGAUUCGGAGGCGACACUCUGAUCGAUAGACAGCAAGAUUUUGUGCAGAUGCUGGUAAUGAGUGGAGCGAAGGUGGAAGCUCGAUUCGACGACGUCGGAUUCCAUGGCAUCGAAAUGAUCGAUCCUCGCAGGUCUGCCGCCAUUGUUAGUUUCGUCAAAGAUUUCGUUUGAUUUUGUUUGUUUAAUUUUAAUUUGUUUUGUUGUUGUACUACGUGUUGCAUGUAGUCCUUUCAAUUCCCUCAUGCAUCAUUUCCUUUUCUUUUUUACAUAAAUUACUCAAUAGCAAGCUGUGAUUUUUAGAAGGUUAUUGUUACAUAAAAAUUUUAUAAACAUUAUUAGUUUCAAUAAUUCAAAAUAAGCCCUAUUACAUAGGA
Ipomoea nil (Japanese morning glory) is the source of this 1342-nucleotide messenger RNA. Its product is annotated as probable carboxylesterase 9. Lineage: Eukaryota; Viridiplantae; Streptophyta; Magnoliopsida; Solanales; Convolvulaceae. The transcript has a single exon. Gene Ontology annotation, molecular function: hydrolase activity. Bases 192 to 1139 code for a protein of 315 amino acids. The record is from RefSeq and is a predicted model, not a curated record.